This is a messenger RNA of Sipha flava (yellow sugarcane aphid), 591 nucleotides long. RefSeq names its product zinc finger MYM-type protein 1-like. The transcript has a single exon. NCBI's taxonomy places the organism in Eukaryota, Metazoa, Arthropoda, Insecta, Hemiptera, Aphididae. The record is from RefSeq and is a predicted model, not a curated record. Bases 1 to 591 code for a protein of 196 amino acids.
AUGGAAAUAUUAACAAAAUUAAAAGCUGAUGAACUUGAUGUACAAAAUGUACGGGGACAGGGUUAUGACAAUGGAGCUAACAUGUCAGGAAAAUACCAUGGCGUUCAGGCAGUCAUAUUAAAUAAAAACAAUUUAGCCACAUUCAUUCCAUGCGCUGCUCACUGCCUUAACUUAAGUGGCGUACAUGCAGCAUCACCUAAUGGUAAGGUACAAUUUUUUUUCGAUGUGAUUCAGAAAAUAUAUACGUUUUUUGUCAAAUCAACUACUCGAUGGAAAAUUUUAAUGGAUACAUUAAAAAUUUCAUUGAAAGGUCAUUCAGAUACCAGAUGGGCUUCAAAAGCACAAGCUGUUAAGGCCAUGAACUCCCAAAUAAAAGAAGUAUUUAAGGUAUUACAAAAUAUUUCUGACUCAGAAUUAAAUUUGGAAACAAAAUCAACAGCUAAAAAUUUACUUCAAUUGAUCAAUUUUGACUUUCUUUGCUUACUUAAUAUUUGGAAUCAAAUUUUAAGUAGUAUAGAUCGUGUUAAUCAAGCUUUACAAAACAAAAGCUUAUCGUUGGAAAAAAGCUUCCAAUUUGCUACUCGGGCUUAA